This is a messenger RNA of Sinocyclocheilus rhinocerous, 532 nucleotides long. Its product is annotated as neuronal acetylcholine receptor subunit alpha-7-like. Gene Ontology annotation, biological process: monoatomic ion transport. Lineage: Eukaryota; Metazoa; Chordata; Actinopteri; Cypriniformes; Cyprinidae. The annotation marks the transcript as partial. The transcript has a single exon. The record is from RefSeq and is a predicted model, not a curated record. Gene Ontology annotation, cellular component: membrane.
CCAGCGCACCACGCCAGCGCCAGCAGCAUUCAGAUGGGAGUAAUGCCCGGUCAGCCGCCUUCUGCCAACUCCACCACCAACGGUCACAUGAACCUGUACUUUGGCUUCAACUCCAUUGACAGCGCAUGCUGCCCUCCCAGCAGCGACUCCGGUGUGUCUUGCAGCGGUGGGCGAGUCGGCGGGUCACCAAACGAAGAACAGCAGGAGGCAGUUAGGAUGUUUGCAGGCGAACAGGAGAUCCAUCGCAUCCUAGUGGAAGUGAUGUACAUCGCUCAGCGGUUCCGUGACCAGGAUGAGGCCGAGGCCAUCUGCAGCGAGUGGAAAUUUGCGGCAGCAGUCGUGGAUCGGCUCUGCCUGGUGGCGUUUUCACUUUUCUCCAUCAUCUGCACCUUUACCAUUCUCAUGUCUGCUCCAAACUUCAUUGAGGCAGUCUCGAAAGACUUCACAUAAUUGCAAAAGCAUCACACUUUCGUUUUCUUUUGUUUUUAAAGAAACACCACGUGAUUGAGAAGUGUCUACCACCAAAGUCGAU